AUGGCAGUCGAUCUAGAACAACAAUCAUCCUCCCCUGCUCCCACGUUACACGACGAGCCGGCCGUCAUGGAGGACACACAACGACAUGGCAUCAACUCAGCAACAUGGCACGGCCGAAGAGGUCUUGUCAUCAAGAUCCUCACAGGUGUCAUGGUUGCCAUUCUCGUCGUCUUCCUCGCCGACCUUUCAUACGUCUUCGGUUCCACAUUCGAGGUCGGUAAUCGAGUAUCAGGUCUGAAGAUUCUAGUCGUCGACUAUGAUGGUGGUGCUGUUGGAGAGUCUGUCGCCAGCGCAUACAAGAACUUCCAGGACAAGACUUUCCCUACACUUGAGUUUCGAUCCGCCGAUGACUACCCCGAGACAAAGGAUGUUAAGCAUGGCGUCUGUCACGCAGAUUAUUGGGGUGCUAUCUACAUCAACAAGGGCUCUUCUGAUAAGCUUGCUGCUGCUAUUGAAGGUGGCUCUGCUGCCGAGAACUACAACCCUGCUGAUAGCAUCACCUACAUCUACAACAGCGCCCGAUAUCCUACUGUCGCUUCUGGAUACUUGGUUCCCAACUUGCAAAAGGUCAUCAGCGCCGCUCGAGGUAGCUACUACCAGUCCCAACAGGGCCGAUCCGCCCUACGAAGUGUCAACAGCAGUGAUCCAGCUGCCGUCGAAGCAUAUCUCAACCCUAUCCAAGGUACCGCCGACAUCAUCAUGCCCACCAACCAGGGAAGCCGAAACCUCUACAACACCAUCAACAUUGUAAUGGCUAUCCUUGGCCAGUUCUUCUAUGUCCUCGCCAUGAACGGCAUUUACGACAAGUUCGGCCUUCACAAGAACAUGCGCAUCCGCGACCUCUUCAUCAUGCGCUCUAUCAACGGCAUAAUAUUCUCUGCCCUCUAUGCCCUGAUCGUCACAGGAUAUAUCUGGGCCUUCCGCGAAGACUGGGGUGUUUCUGGCGGACAGUUUGCUCUAUCCUGGUUGACCUUUUGGCUAUUCAUGGAUGUCAACUUCCAAGUACUAGAAACUCUGAUUGGAAGCUAUAUCCCCAUGGCCCUCACGCCUUUCUUCCUCCUGACUUGGUUCAUGAUGAAUGUCGGUUCUGUCGUGUUCCCCUUUGAGCUUACAACCGGAUUCUACCGCAUUGGUUACCUUUUCCCCGCUCAUUCACUAUGGAUCAUUCUCAUCGAGGUCUGGUCUGGAUGCGGCAACUCUCUUCACAUUGGACUUCCUAUUCUCUUUGCUUGGUGGGUUGUUGGACAUGUCACAGCGUUCUUCGGUAUCCGAAAGAGGUGCCUGGAUCAGUUGGAGAACCUUAAGACUGAGGAUGGCAAGCAACAAUAA
Messenger RNA from Fusarium tjaetaba, 1329 nucleotides. RefSeq names its product nitrosoguanidine resistance SNG1. The coding region runs from base 1 to 1329 and encodes 442 amino acids. The transcript has a single exon. NCBI's taxonomy places the organism in Eukaryota, Fungi, Ascomycota, Sordariomycetes, Hypocreales, Nectriaceae. Gene Ontology annotation, cellular component: membrane. The record is from RefSeq and is a predicted model, not a curated record.